Cicer arietinum (chickpea) is the source of this 1429-nucleotide messenger RNA. Its product is annotated as F-box/kelch-repeat protein At3g23880-like. NCBI's taxonomy places the organism in Eukaryota, Viridiplantae, Streptophyta, Magnoliopsida, Fabales, Fabaceae. Gene Ontology annotation, molecular function: protein binding. The record is from RefSeq and is a predicted model, not a curated record.
UCUAUAUAAAAGCUCGGAUUUGCAAUUCUCUACAACAUAUUACAUCCUUCUUCUCUAUGGCAUUCUGUUUUUAGGGUUUCAAGCAGAACGGCAAACAUGGAUGUACAAUCAGCCACGUGUAUGACUCCAUCGCCGGUGGUCCUCUAUGACGAUCUAAUAGCUGAGGUACUUUCUUUACUAUCAGUGAAAUCUCUUUUACGAUUGAGGUGCGUGAAUAAGUCUUGGAGAGCCCUAAUCUCGGAUCCUGUGUUCGUGAAAUUGCACCUCAAGAGAUCAGCAACACGAAAAACGCUCUUCACACUAAUGAAGCGGCAUCCAUUAUCAGAAUUGGUCGACACUGAAAAAAGGGAUGGUGAGGUGUAUUGCCUUCUAUACCCCAAAAGUCAUUUACUCCAUAACCCGUCUUUCAAACUUUCCGUUGAUUCUUACUACCUAUCGAAUGACAAGGACUGCUCUCAUAAAACAGCAGGUUCCUGCAAUGGAUUGAUCUGUUUGACGAGUUAUUCUUUCACCAAUACAUAUCGAGAGUACUGGAUUCUUAUAUGGAACCCAGCCACAAGGACACUGUCUCCAAAAAUUGGGUAUUUUCGCGAUUCUGCCAACUCUCCAAGCGAAUAUUACUGGUUUCGAGAUUUCAACUUCAAGUUUGGCUAUGACAAUUCAACGGACACUUAUAAGGUGGUGGCGUUUCAUAUCACAAAUAAUCUCACAAGCACUGUAAGAAUUCUCACUGUGGGUGAUAAUGUUUGGAGAGAUAUUGAAAGUUUUCCAGUUGUACCUGUGGGGAGAAUAUGCAAGAGUGGAGGUGUGUAUUUUAGUGGAACUCUUAACUGGUUGGCGUCGGACAAUGAUUUUCCCUAUAGUGUUCUUAAGGUUGCUAUAACAGUUGAACAGUUUCGUAUUGUUUCACUUGAUUUGGGGACUGAGACAUACAACCAAUACAUGCUGCCUCGUGGUUUUGAUGAAAUGCCGCCUUACAUGCCAACCCUUGGUGUAUUGGGGGACUGCCUUUGUUUUUCUUAUUCUCCCAACAAAAUCAAUUUUGUUAUAUGGAAGAUGCAAAUAUUUGGGGUGGAAGAGUCUUGGGUCCAAUUUCUUCAAAUUAGUUACCAGACUCAGCAUCCUGAUUUUCAUGUAGUGCCGUUAUUUCUUUUUGAGGAUACACUCAUACUUAAGAGUCAUCAAUACCAUAUACUUAUGAGUCAUCAACGCAAACCAAUUUUCUAUAAUUGGAGAUAUAAUACAGUAGAGGAAAUAAACAUUACUAUUGCCGAUAAUGAAACUACCUGUGAUGGACACCUUGAAACUGCCCUGGAAUAUGUUGAAAGUUUAGUUUCAAUUUUUUGAAAGUAACUUUCUCUUUCAUUGUUUAUUUGUUUAAAUUUAUGUUAAUUUUUUUCAUAAUUAUGAAUUGUGUGAAUAUUCUUUU